Molecule: messenger RNA, 1011 nt
Organism: Encephalitozoon romaleae SJ-2008
Lineage: Eukaryota; Fungi; Microsporidia; Unikaryonidae
Exons: 1
Coding region: 1-1011 (336 amino acids)
Source: RefSeq, a predicted model, not a curated record
AUGGCCGAGGACUGUAACAAACAGAAGGUAUACUUGACUGAUAUAAGCAGGGAGCCGAAUGCUGGAGGUCGGAAGCAGGCCAGAAUAGAACUUCGUGCCCUUAAGGAUGCAUAUGCACUGAAGAUUGAGCCAGACAUGAUGCCAAAGGAAGAGAGCACUGUUCCGGAUACAAAUCUGUUUAGAGUGACUGCUUAUUGCACUGCCGAUGGAUAUGACCUCAAGAAUCUAUACAAGUACUUGAAGAAGAACUCUUUAUGUAAUAAGGUGUCGAUGUACUUUGGGGAGUGCCUGUACACUUUAAUGAACUUCCGGGGCAGUGAGGAAAGACACGAUUGCUUCUUCUACGAAUAUGGUGUUGUAGUAUGCUGGGGAAUGUCUGAAACACAGGAGUCGAUGAUAGUCAAGCUUGUUGAAAAGUAUGAAGAGAACGGGCAUGAGCCGUCAGAAGUUGAGAUUGAGUCCUUCAAAUAUGGAAUAACGGGCAAUCCAUUUAUUAUUAACGAUGUGAUAUACCUGAACUCUGAAAACCACUUUACAAAGAUGGUAAUUUCGAUUGCAAUAGCCCAAAGUGUGAAACUAGACUACUUUGAGAAUCUUGUGGAUAACACUAUCGAAGCAGUCAAGGAGUUCCCUGAGGAGGUUGAGAGGGAGGGAAAGGUCAGCAAAAGCAAAAAGGAGAUAUUAAAGAUGAUAGGCAAGCUUCAUAGGUUACGAUUCAAUCUGAAUCUUGGGUCCAAUAUCCUUGAUGAGCCUGAAUUUGUAUGGGAUUAUCCGGCGUUUUCAUCCCUCUAUGAAACAUGUAAGAGGUAUCUUGACAUCAAGCCAAGAGCCGACUUAUUGAACAGGAGAUGUGAUGUAAUCAAUGGGAUAUUAGAAAUUCUUAAUGAAAAUACUAAUAGAAGCAGCAUUGAAAAGUUUGAGGUUGUCCUAAUUAUUAUAGUAUUGAGCAACAUUGUGUUGAUAAUAUCGCAACUAAUAGAAAUGUACAUUAGGCUUUCAAGUAGGCCAUGA